CUCUCACCUUUACCACCACCAUCAACACCACCUUUCAUCAACACCCACCAAGCCUCUAAGCGGCUAUACUUUGAUAACUUUAUCCACUACACAACUCUAUCGACAUGUCUGGACGUGGCAAAGGUGGAAAGGGACUCGGAAAGGGUGGAGCCAAGCGUCAUCGCAAGAUUCUUCGUGACAACAUUCAGGGUAUUACGAAGCCUGCUAUUCGUCGACUUGCUCGUCGUGGGGGUGUGAAGCGUAUUUCUGGUCUUAUCUAUGAGGAGACCCGUGGUGUUUUGAAAAUUUUCCUGGAGAAUGUUAUCCGGGAUUCGGUGACGUAUACUGAGCAUGCGAAGCGGAAGACGGUGACUGCGCUUGAUGUUGUGUAUGCACUUAAGCGGUCAGGUCGUACUCUUUACGGCUUUGGCGCAUAGGCGCUUUUCAGUUGCAUUCGUGUCUGUAUUUCUACAUGUACCGCUACUAUUUACUAUUUAUUAUCGAUUUCCUAUUGCAUCAGUGAUUUGUCGUCUUGAGGUCAAUUCUAUGAGUGUUUACUUCCGUUAGUGGGACUUACGUGUACUGUGUAUUGCAGAUUCAUUCAAUCAUGGUGUGUG
Desarmillaria tabescens is the source of this 596-nucleotide messenger RNA. Its product is annotated as histone-fold-containing protein. The transcript has 4 exons. Gene Ontology annotation, biological process: nucleosome assembly. Gene Ontology annotation, molecular function: structural constituent of chromatin; protein heterodimerization activity; DNA binding. The record is from RefSeq and is a predicted model, not a curated record. Gene Ontology annotation, cellular component: nucleosome. NCBI's taxonomy places the organism in Eukaryota, Fungi, Basidiomycota, Agaricomycetes, Agaricales, Physalacriaceae. Bases 105 to 416 code for a protein of 103 amino acids.